AAGCUGAUUUAUUUUAUUUAUCUGUGGGAAUGGCGAUUGAUGAUUCUGGUGGUGUCAAGAGAUUUUUGUAGAAAAUCUUGUGCGAAUUUAUUGCGUUGUAAUAUCAGCUGGGUGUUAUUUCUUUAAAAUAAACUUUAGAUUUCUUUAAAACAGUUCGAAGUGCAUUUUAUUUGACAUCGAUGAUUAUUGUCAACUGAUUGCAAGUGGUGACCUGGGCCACUAAGUUAAGAAGAUGGCGGAAGUGGAUCCAGAAACAUUAUUAGAAUGGCUGCUGACUGGGCAGGGUGAUGAGCGUGACAUGCAGCUCAUUGCUCUUGAACAACUGUGCAUGUUGCUGCUCAUGUCCGACAAUGUUGAUAGAUGCUUUGAAAGCUGUCCUCCAAGAACAUUUCUUCCAGCAUUGUGUAAAAUAUUCUUAGAUGAAUGUGCACCAGACAAUGUGCUGGAAGUGACAGCCAGAGCUAUUACUUACUAUUUGGAUGUGUCUGCUGAAUGUACAAGACGGAUUGUGGCUAUUGAAGGAGCAGUGAAGGCCAUUUGUAGCAGACUGCUCACAGUUGAUCCUAACAAUCGCACCAGCAAGGACCUUGCUGAGCAGUGCAUUAAAGUAUUGGAAUUGGUAUGCACCAGAGAAGCAGGUGCCGUGUGGGAAGGUGGUGGCCUCCCUGCUGUUUUACACUUCAUUACACAUCAUGGUACAUCUGUGCACAAGGAUACACUUCACUCAGCCAUGGCAGUUGUUUCAAGGGUUUGUGGCAAAAUGGAGCCGGGUGAUGCACGCGUGGGCGACGCGGUGUCGUCACUGUCGGCGCUGCUGCGUCACAAUGACGCCCGAGUGGCCGACGCUGCUCUGCGCUGCUUUGCCUCUCUAGCUGACCGUUUUGCUCGCGCGCAUGCUGACCCAGCCCCUCUUGCUGAACAUGGUUUGAUUGAGGAACUAGUUCGCCGGUUGGGAAGUGCUGAAAGUGGUGAUGACAAGUGUUCAGCUCCUGCAGUAUCCACCACAGUCAGUCUGCUCUCCACACUAUGCCGUGGUUCUGCACAGAUCACACAUGACCUCGUCCGCCUGGAGUUGUGCUCAGCUGUGGAGGCAGCUGUGCAGGCCGAUGAGCGCUGGUGUCUCGAAUGUAUGCGUCUCGUUGAUCUGUUGCUUGUGCUCUUGUGUGAGGGUCGGCACGCCAUACAAAAUGGUUCAACUCGAAACGGGAGUUCGACAUCUGGGUCGAGCGGCUCUGGCGGCGCGAGCGGCGAGGGCUCGUCGGCGAGCGGCAGCGGCGCCCGCGGCGACAAGUCGCACCGGCAGCUCAUCGACUGCAUCCGCGGCAAGGACACGGACGCGCUGCUCGCCGCCGUGUCCAGCGGUGCCGUCGACGUCAACUUCACUGACGACGUCGGACAAACAUUGCUCAACUGGGCCUCGGCUUUCGGUACCAGGGAAAUGGUCGAGUUCCUGUGUGAAAAAGGUGCUGAUGUAAACCGUGGUCAACGUAGUUCAUCUCUGCACUACGCGGCGUGCUUCGGUCGCCCCGCUAUCGCCAAGGUGCUCCUUCGCUACGGGGCUAAUGCGGAUUUGCGAGAUGAGGACGGCAAGACACCGCUUGAUAAGGCUCGCGAAAGACACGAUCAAGGUCACAGGGAAGUGGCAGCUAUUCUUCAGUGCCCUGGCGAGUGGUUGGUUGUCGGUAAUCACGACUCACCAUCACCUACCAAUGAUGAUGAUUUUCCUGAAACUGGCGACAAGGAAAUGGCAGCAAUUUAUCUAGAACGGCUGGUGCCGGUGUUCUGCGCGCGCUACCUGGGCGCGGGCGGCGCGGGCGUGCGGCGCGCGUGCCUGUCGCUGGUGCGCAAGAUGGUGCACUACGCGCCCGCGCGCCUGCUGCGCGCGCUGUCCCGCCGCCGCGACCCGCCCGCCGCCGCGCUGCUCACGCAGCUCGUCGCCGCCGUGCUCGACAACGCCGACGACGAUGACGGUCACCUCAUUGUGCUGGGCAUCGCAGAAGAGCUCAUGGUGAAGGCAUCCGAUAUAUACCUGGAGCAGUUCGCGCGUCUCGGCGUCUUCAGCAAGGUGGAGGGACUGGCCGCCGCGCCGGCUGCUUUCAUGUCUUCAGAUAAUGACACUUCUAGUACUUCGGGUUGUAGUGAAGACGCGUCGUGCCUGUCAAGCGGCGUUGGGUACUCGUGGGCGGAGUGGUCGCUGUGCCGCGGCCGCGACGCGCUCUACGUGUGGAGCGACGCGGCCGCGCUCGAGCUCAGCACCGGCAGCAAUGGCUGGUUCCGCUUCCUGCUCGACGGCAAACUCGCCACCAUGUACUCUAGCGGCAGCCCUGAACAUCAGACUGAUAAUACUGAAAACCGUGGUGAAUUUAUCGACAAACUGCAAAGGGCUCGAGCCUCAGUAAAGAAUUCGGUCCCACAACCGAUUCUCUCGAAGCCGGGAACGUCUAAAUUGAUUAUUGGGAACUGGGCUCUUUCCUGCAAAAAAGAAAAAGAAUUACAAAUCCACAACACUGAUGGGCAGCAACAGACCACAAUACUCAGAGAAGACUUGCCUGGUUUUAUUUUUGAAUCCAACAGGGGAACCAAACACUCAUUUACUGCUGAAACCUUUUUAGGUCCCGAGUUGGCAAGUGGCUGGACAGACCGCAGGACUGUGACGCCUCAUAAUGCGGUAAAUGCAAGUCGAUCACGAUUGGCAGCUAAAGCAGAAGCAUUAAAAGCACAGGUGUGCGAGCGAGCCCGCGCGCUGUACUCGCGGCACCUGGCCAACGCGGCCACGCGCCAGCCGCGCCCGCCCGUCGCGCGGCUGCGGGCCCUGCUCGCCACCAUGCAGCGCCUCGCCACGCAGCCCACAGACGACUGGCAGCGCGAGCUGAAUGAGUCCCUUGAUCAAUUGACUGAGCUGUUGUGUGGAGAUGAACUGCUCUCAGCGUAUGAACUGCAGUCUAGUGGUCUGGCGCCUUCCUUGCUGCAAGUGCUUUCACCACAAGCGAACGAUGCUCCGGGGCAGGCUGUGGCUCGCGCGCGGCUGGUGCGCGCGUGGGUGUCGCGGCGCGGCGGCGCGGCGGGCGGCGUGCUGGCGCGGCGCCUGGUGGCCGUGCUGGAGAGCGUGGAGCGCCUGCCCGUGCUGGCGCCGCACGGCGACGCGCCGCCGCCCGCCGCCGGCACGCUGCACCACCUCACCAAGCGGAUCAGGUUGCGUGUCGAGCGUGCAAACGAUGAAACUACUGAAGACUCAACGUCGAACAACGGCAACAACGCCGGCCGCAAUCUGAAAGUAGAGGCGUUGACGACUGUACGACAACUAGAGAGAUUCCUCGCCAAGUCUGUCGCCCGCCAGUGGUACGAUAUGGACCGUGCCACUUUCAACUUCGUACAGAAGAUCAAAGCCGAGGCGCCAAUUACAUUUACAUACGAACAUGAUUUCGACGAGAAUGGAAUCAUUUACUUCAUUGGCAGCAAUGGAGGCACUUGCGAAUGGGUAAAUCCCGGUGCCCACGGUCUGGUCAGUGUUUGGUCGUCCGACGGCAGACAGUUGCCGUACGGUCGCGCCGAGGACGUGCUCUCGAGGUCCCCGGAGCCUCUCAAUGUACACACGAACGAUGAUAGACGAGCGUUCAUAGCGCUAGAUUUGGGCUUACAAGUAGUGCCUUCAGCGUACACUUUACGUCACGCACGCGGCUAUGGGCGUUCAGCGCUCAGAAAUUGGCUAUUUCAAAUGUCAGCUGACGGCGUGACGUGGAGCACGCUGUUGUCGCACAGCGACGAGCAGACGUUACAGGAGCCGGGCAGUACGGCCACGUGGCGGAUCCGCGCCGACGCGCCGUACCGGUACCUCAGGAUACAGCAGAACGGGAAGAAUGCCAGCGGACAGAGCCAUUAUCUGUCACUCUCCGGCCUUGAGAUUUAUGGCAAAGUGGUGAGCGUGAACGAGGUGGGUCCGCGUCAGUGCGGCGGCGGCGGCGCGGCGGUGGGCGCGGGCGGCGGCGCGCGGGCGCGGCGCUGGUCGCGCGGGGCCCGCGGGGUCUGCGCCGGCGCGCGGGUGCUGCGCGGCCCCGACUGGAAGUGGCGCGACCAGGACGGCCCGCAUCCCGCGCUCGGCACCGUCACCUCUGACCUGCACAAUGGAUGGGUUGACGUCAGGUGGGACCAUGGAGGACGCAACUCGUACCGAAUGGGUGCAGAGGGCAAAUUCGACCUAAAGGUAGUGAGCGGUGGCGCCACCGGCGGCGAUAACAAACAAGGCCGCAAGAGCCACUCCACUCCCAGCCUGCCUGAUGCUACGGGCGCCGACCAUCAGGUAUCGGUGGCAUCGACCGAGCAAGCGUCGUCAGCGGAUAACAUAUCGAGCGAGGAGAUGGCGAGCAACAUGUCACGGCCUCGCACCCAUGCAACCGACCUCUCUGCUAUCAACAAUUCUACGCACCAUAUUAAUACAGAUCUAGCAACAAUUGUAGAAUCGCUGACACUUGGAGCGGAGAGCAAUAAUUGCAUGUCCGAUUUGGGCAACACUUCCUUUACAAACAUGGAAAUGGGCCCCACAAGCAUUACCGACAUCACCAAACCCUACCCAGCCAAAGAACCGGUACCAGAAACUAAUACUCAAGAGGUCGCGGACGUAGUGCGCAACACCGCCAACGCGCUGCUGUCGCGCGACCUGCCGGCGCUGCCCGCCUGCCUGCUGCAGGCUCUGCGCGACAACGCCGCCCGCCUCCACCUGCAGUGUGAGGACAACGACGCUGCCGAUGGUCAGUACGGUGACCACAAGAAAGACAGUCAGUCCGGUGGCUCAGGCGCGAUGAGCGCUAGCGAACCAGAUUUAACUCAACAGGGUGCCGCAAGGCUGUUGGAAUCUCUAGGAGUGGGUCGCGGCGCGGGUGCCGGGCGCGGCAACAACCCACAGCGUGCUCCUCGGACUAACCACUCCACUAGCCUAUUCCCAAGUUUGGUGCGCCUCGCUCUCUCAAGCAACUUCCCUGGAGGACUACUCUCAGCUGCUCAAAGCUAUCCGUCGCUGGUUCCAAACGCACAAAAUGCUCUCACUCUGUCUCUCACGUCCACGUCGAGUGAAAGUGAACAGUGGCUGCAGGUGUCGUUAGAAGACUUCCUGGAGUCGUGUCGCGCUCCCGCCUUGCUGACGGAGCUGGAGGACGACGAUGAAGGCGAAGACGCGCUCGAUAGUGAUAAGGAAAACGAACCCACAUAUCAAGAGGUAGUCUCACGGAAUCUACUGUCAUUGAUGGAAGAAGAAGCUUUGGAAGCAGUUCGAGGUAACAGUGGCCAGGGUAGCCGUCAGCGUAAACCAUGGGAUGAUGAUUUCGUUUUAAAACGACAGUUCUCGGCGCUCAUACCGGCGUUCGACCCUCGACCUGGAAGAACUAAUCUGAACCAAACUGUUGAUCUGGAAAUCCCUCUAAACGAGUCAUCGGACGGUGAGGAGAGCAGCAGCACGGAGACGGGCGGCACGAGCGCGGGCGCAGGUGGCGCGGGCGGCGGGCGGCUGCCGGCGCUGCGGCUGGUGCUGAGCGCGGGCGGCGCGUCCGUGGCGCUGGAGCGGCCGGCCUGGACUCUGUACCGCGCUGUGCUAGCGUUGACUGCGCGUCUGCCGCUACUCGACACGCACCGCGACCUCACAUACACAUUAACAUACAAGGAAAUUGAGGGCAUGGAAACAUUCGCCUCUUCCAGCGACAGCGAGGAUGACGAACCAUGCGAUCCGGAGCGCGGUAUCGCGGGUGCUGAGGGCGCGGAAGGCGCGAUGGCGACGUGCUGCGUGCGCGUGCUGCGACGUCUGCGCAGUGCCGCGCCCUCGCUGCCGGCCGAGGCCUUCGUGUCUACCAAGCUUACUAACAAACUGCACCAGCAGCUGCAAGAACCUCUCACACUGGCCGCCGCUGCCACGCCGCUGUGGUGCCAGCAGUUGAACGACUGGUGUCCGUUCCUGUUCCCUCUAGAGACUCGCCAAAUGUUCUUCGCGUGCACAGCCUUCGGAACGUCUCGCACUAUCGUCUGGUUGCAGGCUCAGCGGGAUCGCGCUCUCGAUAGACAAAGAUCUGGUAACACGGUGUCUCCGCGCCGUGCCGAGCUCGAAGCGACAGAGUUCCGCAUGGGUCGCCUGCGGCACGAGCGAGUGCGGAUACCGCGCCAGCCGGACCUGCUGCGCUCUGCUAUGCAGGUGAUGCGCGUGCACGCGGGCCGCAAGUCGGUGCUGGAGGUGGAGUUCGCGGGCGAGGAGGGCACGGGGCUGGGCCCCACGCUGGAGUUCUACGCGCUGGUGGCGGCCGAGCUGCAGCGCGCCGACCUCGCCAUGUGGCUCAGCGACGCGCCCGCCGCCGCGCACGACGACUCCGCGCCGCACCACCUCGUGCUGCCCGACGAGAAACCGCCGGGAUACUACGUGACCCGUGCAGGCGGUCUGUUCCCAGCGCCGCUCCCUCAAGACUCCCCCAUCUGUGAUACAGUUUGCAAAUAUUUCUGGUUCUUAGGAGUAUUUUUAGCUAAGGUUCUGCAGGACGGGCGGCUCGUCGAUUUACCGAUCUCAGAGCCCUUCCUGCGUAUUAUGUGCGGCGAGGAAUUGACCAAUGACUGUCUAGAGGAGAUUGAUCCAAUCAGGCAUCGGUUCCUGCAGAGCGUAGUAGCGGCGGCAGAGCAGUACGACAGCAUCAUGCGCGACACGACCCUGGACGAGGAGGAGCGCAGUGCUCAAGUCGCCGCGCUCACCGUGGAGGGCGCCACCUUCGAGCAGCUCGCGCUCACCAUGACGCACGUGGCGGCCCACGCCGACCCCGCCGUCGCCGUGCAGCCGCUCUGCGACAACGGCGAGAACAUCGAGGUGGGUGGGCACAACGCGCGCGCGUACGCGGAGAGCAGCGCGCGCUGGAUGGUGCGCGGCGGCGUGCGGCGCCAGACCGCCGCCUUCCGCCGCGGCUUCGGCGCCGUGUUCCCGCCGCGACGCCUGCGCGCCUUCUGCGCCGCCGAGCUGCGCCUGCUGCUGUGCGGCGAGCGCGGGCCCGUGUGGACGCGCGACCACCUGCUGCAGUACACCGAGCCCAAGCUCGGCUACACGCGCGACAGGUACACACAUACAUUACUGCUGCGCCGCCGAGCUGCGCCUGCUGCUGUGCGGCGAGCGCGGGCCCGUGUGGACGCGCGACCACCUGCUGCAGUACACCGAGCCCAAGCUCGGCUACACGCGCGACAGGUACACACAUACAUUACUGCUGCGCCGCCGAGCUGCGCCUGCUGCUGUGCGGCGAGCGCGGGCCCGUGUGGACGCGCGACCACCUGCUGCAGUACACCGAGCCCAAGCUCGGCUACACGCGCGACAGGUACACACAUACAUUACUGCUGCGCCGCCGAGCUGCGCCUGCUGCUGUGCGGCGAGCGCGGGCCCGUGUGGACGCGCGACCACCUGCUGCAGUACACCGAGCCCAAGCUCGGCUACACGCGCGACAGUCCCGGUUUCCUGCGGCUCGUGGACGUGUUGGUGGAGAUGUCGCUCCGCGAGCGCAAGGCGUUCCUGCAGUUCGCGACCGGCUGCAGCAGCCUACCACCCGGCGGCCUCGCCAACUUACAUCCCCGGCUCACUGUUGUGCGAAAGGUUGACGCUGGAGACGGGUCCUAUCCGUCAGUCAAUACAUGCGUUCACUAUUUGAAGUUGCCGGAAUACUCUUGCAAAGAAGUCCUGCGAGAGCGUCUGCUCGCUGCGACCAACGAGCGCGGCUUCCAUCUCAACUAGAUGCAGCUAUUGCAAAACUGUCUGGGAUAUCGAAAGGUACCUCGACGUUUUGGAAUAACUUAAGUUCAUUUUGUACUAUUGUCACUCAUGCACUUUCGCCUUUGGACACGCGGAAUUAGUUAAUAAUUAUAUAUUUAUUCAACAUAAUAUCCGUCGCCUUUGACAGCUAAGCGAAAUAAAACCAAUAGUGCUCGUCAGAUGUUAACUUCUCAAUGAUCGAACUGAGUACAUUACCUAAGAAGUUACAGUUAUUUUUAAUAUAGAAAUGUAACCUUAUAGUAUGUCAGCUCAUAAUAUAAAACUGAUCUCUUGGAACAUAUUUUUCAAGACCCUAUGAAAUAAAUAGUAUUUUAUUAUAUCAAGGUUCUUAUUCUCAAAAAAGUGUCGUAACUUUCGUUAUUAUCAUGCAAUUGAAUAUUUUAUUUUUAAUAUUAUGUAUAAAUAAUUGCAUGAGUUUAAUAUAUUUUAUAGAAGGGUGUGACUGUGUGAAAAAAAAAUAAGAGGCUGCCUACCUAUUUAUUAUUGGGAGUUCAUAGCAAUAUUCAAAAACAUGUAAUUUUUAGAUGUUGGUUUAAAAAUAUGAAUACAUUGCAACGUUCUAAACUUGUAUCCACAGACAAAACUAAUUUUGAUAAUAAUGUUACACUAAGAUAAACUAGUUUACACCAAAGUAAACUUUGCUUCACUUUAAAAUUAUCGUUACAGUGAGAAUAUACCACAGUCUACCAAUAUCUUACCCUGGCAUCAACUAUCUAUUGGCUGACUUCUGUUCUCAAUAUGGACUUUAAAAACAGCACUUUAUAAAACUUACACUUUAUAUUUUAACGGUUUUAUAAAAUAUUGAUGAUUGUUGCUUAUCUCAUAACAACUCAACUAGCAAGUUUUUCACAUAACUUUCCAUAAGAGACACGACAAUACUCCUCUCACCUGUGACACAUUGAUGGCGGUACACUGUGGUAUAACAGUACAUGUAUGUAAUUUUGAUUUGUGUGUGUUUUAAAGAUAAAUUAAUGAAUGAGUAGGUAUAUAGUGUUUCAAACUAAUUUUAGAUAAAUGUUUGUGUAUGCUGUGGUGAUAUUUAGUUUUAUUUUCGGAUACACUAAGUUCUUUCACGAGGAGUUUAGUUCAAAUGUAAUCUAUGAUCUGUCUGCAAUAAAAAUGUUUAAAUAUUACCAUUCAUUUUGUUUUGAGUUUGUGCUUCCAAUGGAUUCGAUAAUAUAUAAUUAAUAUUCGUAAAAGAGCAUAUAAAUCGUAAAAAUUAUUUAAAAUGCGAGUUUUGAUUUUUUCUUUGGUUAUAUUGUAUUAAAACCAAAAACAUAAAUGCAAGCUUCUCGGUAAAUCAACACAUAUUUUAGUGUAACGGCUGAAAUGUUAGUUGUGCACAAUUUAUAAUUUGUAACACUGAAACACAGACAGCUAUUGAAGCAGCGUGCCAACUUCGUCGCUUGAAGCCGUUGCGUUUAAUAUGUGCUUGUGAUACCUUAAUUAGGACUGAAAUUAUGAUAAAGUAUAGCAAAUUUUAACUUUAGGGUGUGAAACACUAGUGCGUUUCUACGAAGAUAUUUAGAUAUGUUCCUUUAGUUAAAUAAUUUUGUCAACUGAAAGUUGGUAUAUAUUGUGAUUUAUUAUUAUAAAACUAAUUUACGAAUUAAAAUAUAUUUAGUUUAAAUUUAAUAGAUAUUUAGAUUAAAAUUAUUAACCAUAAUGGCAUCAUGUAGUGCUCAUGUAAUUGUUGUUGAGGAUUGUAUCAAUAAAUUAAGCAAAAAUCA
Molecule: messenger RNA, 9504 nt
Organism: Helicoverpa armigera (cotton bollworm)
Lineage: Eukaryota; Metazoa; Arthropoda; Insecta; Lepidoptera; Noctuidae
Gene: Ufd4
Product: E3 ubiquitin-protein ligase Ufd4
Exons: 46
Coding region: 233-7735 (2500 amino acids)
Biological process (GO): protein K63-linked ubiquitination; proteasome-mediated ubiquitin-dependent protein catabolic process; anatomical structure development
Cellular component (GO): nuclear speck
Molecular function (GO): metal ion binding; protein binding; ubiquitin protein ligase activity
Source: RefSeq, a predicted model, not a curated record